Theobroma cacao (cacao) is the source of this 2550-nucleotide messenger RNA. Its product is annotated as protein phosphatase 2C 53-like. Lineage: Eukaryota; Viridiplantae; Streptophyta; Magnoliopsida; Malvales; Malvaceae. Gene Ontology annotation, molecular function: cation binding; protein serine/threonine phosphatase activity. Gene Ontology annotation, biological process: protein dephosphorylation. The record is from RefSeq and is a predicted model, not a curated record.
AGAAAAUAGUAUAAAAAGUCAAGCUUUUUUUAUGGUGAAGAAAAGAAGUCUUUUUAAUCUUUAAUGAUCACAUUUGAGCUGUUUUUCUAUAUUUCUUUGCUUUAAAUGUUGAUGGAGGUAGAUAAGGAAGAGUCCAGAGAAGAAGAAGUUGGAAAAAGCAUAAUCAAGGUCUAAAGUAACUAUAUUGGGGUACUAAUUUCCACAAAUGGAAGUUUGGAUCCACUUGUAGUUGACCAGAUCUGACUAACCCAUUUCCCUUUCACUACCUUUUUUAGCUCACCCAUAAGCUGCAUCCCCUGAACUUGCAUCCUUUUUCGGGACACCUUUGAGUUAAUUAAGGCAUGGGAAAUGGUCUGUUAAAACCCACCAUUCACAUUCCAUUGUCAUUCUUUAUUUCAGAAGAAGGUGAUAGUUUCGUUGAACAAUGACAGGUUGUGUGAUUUUUGAGGGGUUGGAGGGUAACUUUUUGUACUGCCCAGAUAGGGAUUUUGAUGGAGGAGAUGUCUCCGACGGUCGCGGUGCCAUUUAGAUUAGGUAAUUCAGUCUGUGAAAACGCUACCUUUGCUACCCGUAUGGACAUCACAAGACUUAAGCUUAUGGCAAAUCCUGCUGGUAUAUUAACUGAUUCUGCGACCGAGGCUACUAACCAGCCAGUAACUGGUGAAGAUGUGGAUUGUAACUGUGCUGCUAUGGGGACGGAAGAAAGUAGUAUAGAGGUGACACUGCCGGAAGAGGUCAAGGGAGAAGAAGCUACCUCUUUGGAUAUGUUAUCUGAUAGUAAAGUUAGUUGGAUUGCUAGUAAUGAUGUUAUAGCCCAAGAAAGUGAGGAGGAGGAGGAUUCUUUCUCCUUGGAAGGUGAUCAUGUUCUUGAUCUUGAUAGCUCUUGUUCACUAUCAGUGGCAAGUGAGACUAGUAGCCUUUAUGGAGAGGAUUUUUUGGGUUUCGAUGUUACUUCUGAGGUAGGAACACCAAGUUCUGUGGACAUUGAGAAAAGUAUUUGCAGUGUAGAUUUUAUUGCAAAGGCCACCAAGUUUGUGGAGUCAAACGUUGAAACAGAGGUUGCAAGUGAACCCCUCGCUGUUGCAGUAAGCCUUGAGGAAGAGAUUGGAGAUGGGUCUGAACAAAAGCCAUCUGCAGUGGUACUUCAAUUGGCUGUUGAAAAGGAGCUGAGUACAACAGUUCCAGUUCCACGCAGUGUAUUUGAGGUGGAAUAUGUGCCUCUUUGGGGAUUUACCUCUAUUUGUGGAAGGAGACCUGAGAUGGAAGAUGCAGUUGCUGCUGUCCCUCGGUUUUUAAAGGUUCCCAUUCAGAUGCUAAUUGGUGAUCGGGUACUUGAUGGCACGAGCAGGGGCUUCGCUCAUCAGACUGCUCACUUCUUUGGGGUCUAUGAUGGUCAUGGAGGCUCCCAGGUUGCAAACUACUGUCGUGAGCGUAUUCACUCUGCAUUGGCUGAGGAAAUAGAGUUUGUUAAGGAAUGCUGGACUAAUGAAAGCAUAACAGACAGUUGCCAAGAGCUGUGGAAAAAGGCAUUCACAAAUUGUUUUGUUAAAGUUGAUGCUGAGGUUGGAGGACAAGCUAGUCAAGAACCAGUUGCCCCAGAAACAGUUGGUUCUACUGCCGUUGUUGCCCUUAUUUGUUCUUCUCACAUUGUUGUAGCAAACUGUGGAGAUUCAAGAGCUGUUCUAUGUCGUGGGAAAGAGCCCAUGGCUUUGUCGGUGGAUCAUAAACCCAAUCGAGAAGAUGAAUAUGAAAGGAUUGAAGCAGCUGGAGGCAAGGUUAUUCAAUGGAAUGGGCAUCGAGUUUUUGGCGUUCUUGCAAUGUCAAGGUCCAUUGGUGAUAGAUAUUUGAAGCCAUGGAUCAUUCCAGAGCCAGAAGUGAUGUUUGUUCCAAGAGCAAAAGAAGAUGAAUGCCUCAUUUUAGCCAGUGAUGGUCUAUGGGAUGUUAUGACAAAUGAAGAAGCAUGUGACCUGGCUAGGAGACGAAUACUUCAGUGGCACAAAAAGAACGGUGCUACACUGACUUCAGAAAGGGGUGAUACAAUUGAUCCUGCUGCUCAAGCUGCAGCAGAAUACCUCUCAAACCGCGCUCUGCAAAAAGGAAGCAAGGAUAACAUCACUGUAACUGUGGUGGAUCUGAAAGCUCAAAGGAAGUUCAAGAGUAAGACAUGAUGGUCACUGUUAACCACCAUUCAGUCUCCAAUCUUGCCAUAUGACAUAAUUUCAUAUGGUUCAAUAUAGUUUUUCCCAUUUGAUUUUUCAGGGGGGCUCUAUGGCUUUAUGACAGUAUCAGUUUGUAUGUACUAUAGAACAUUCACCAUUCUAGUACCUCUCCAUUGUUUCAAGAGUCUUGAUGUAAACCAUGCCAAGUUAUUGGCUAUUGUAAAUCUUAGCUGUGCCUUAGGAAAUAGGAGAUUAUAUCAGUUCCAUGCUUUUGACAUUGUGGGCAAAAUUGUAUUCAUUAUGCCUCCGAGUUAAAAUCACUCUGUGAGGUAUUUGUUUUGUAUUAUUUCAACCGCAUGGUGCUUAUAAAAGUGGGCAAAUUUGGAAGGUA